AAGCAGCGCUCAGGGCGGCGCGCGCGCGGGCCAUGGCGCGCUCGCGGUCGCGCUCGCGCUCGCGGUCGCUGCGGCGGCAGUCGGAAGGGUGCGACGAGCGGCACGAGAGCGCGAAGAAGGACAAGAAGAUCUCGAAGGUCACGAAGGAUGCUAAGAAAGAGAAGAAGAAAGCGAAACAGGAGGCCAAGAAGGAAAAGAAAGCAAUAAAGAAGGCCAAGAAGGUAGCCAAGAAGGCUAAGAAGUUAGCCAAAUUGGUGGGCAGGGGCGUUAGUCACAUCUUCUCCUCCCUGGUGGCGAAGGGAUAUCGGUCCGCCUCUGGAGGAGGAGUAGGACGAGGUUGAGUAGAGGGGCGCGCCGCUUCUUCGCCAGCGCCGCCGCGGCCGCCGCCGAGACUCCGCCCCAGCGGCGCCUGCAG
This is a messenger RNA of Prorocentrum cordatum, 415 nucleotides long. NCBI's taxonomy places the organism in Eukaryota, Dinophyceae, Prorocentrales, Prorocentraceae. The record is from the annotation of a GenBank genome assembly.